CGGAAGUCGUUAUAGAUUCGAAGAAAUAUCCAUUUUACAAAAACAAAGACGUGCCGAGUACGUCCGCCUUGAAAUACGUCGUAGAUCCCAGAACAAUACCGAGAAAGACCUCGCGCGGGAUGGAAUUCUACGAUUCUCGAAAUGCUUACAGGAAGUGCGACGAGGUGGAAUCUAACGUGGAUGAAGUGCUGCCCGAGAAAGAGGAGCCAGAUCCCGAACGAGGUCCACGAGAGAAUCUACCGCGUCUUCGUGGUCUGGGAGACAAGCUGGACUGCUUCAAGGCUAAGUACUUCGACGAGAAUCCUCUCGACAAUCCGCUAUUCGCCGAGGAGCUGAUCGAAGAGCCGACUCUGCCGUCGGAAUUGGACCCAGCAAAAUUUGCUUCGAGGAUCAUGGUGCUACCUAAAGACAACGAAGAGAACAUCGUGCAUCGUGUCUCGAAGAAGCCGGAAUACAGCGAUCGUCAGUGGCGAAAUCGACCAUACGAGACGCAUGAGUCGAUACACAUCAAUUAUAAGCACGACCCACAAACCGGAAGAGGCAGGAACGCGUAUCUGCAUACCGUGCGAGGCUCGAGGCCGCCUAAUUCGGUACACGGAUCGAAGAAUCGAAAAUUGAAGCCAAAAACGUCCAAAAGCGUCAUUACGCAGUCGCUAAAAACAUAUCAGACUCCGUCUUAUCAAAACCAGGUAUAUGAGGAUGUGAUGGGCAAUAUCAGAAACAUGGCGAACGCUUAUCAGGUCUACGAGAUAACCACCUUGCCAUCGACUAUACAGAACUUGGCGACUGCCGAUAGUAAGAAAACGUUAAAGAUUACGAACGUUUUGCCGAAUUCUUCUUCGGAGGAAAACAGUACGUCGUUGGAUGACAUUGAUGAUAUUGACAUUGAUGACGUUACAGAUGUCACGAGCAACACGAAAUCGUCGGAGAUCAAAGGACUAGUGCCACCUCCGAAGUAUUCAGCUCCGCGAAAAACGAAUUAUAGAAAGUACAGACCACCGAAUAAGAGAAGAGUGUUUCUGAGAUCUUCGAACGUUCCUCGUAUUAUCGCUCAUCGUCAUACCAUUAAGAUAAAUAAGCGCAGCACGACGAAUGAUAACGCAAAAAAUUCCUCUGAAAGUACUAUUAAUAAAAAUGAAAAGACUACAACUAUGAAACCUGCAAAAAUUAAUGUCGGAAAUGAUACCGUCGUAAAAUCGAUAGAAGAAGCGAUGAAUAAAACAAACUUGAUGCUUGAAAUGGAUUUGGAUAUCGAGGAGAGUAGACAAAUUAACACACAAGGUCAAAAUUUGACGAAUAUGAAAAUCGACGAUAAGAAGAGACGAAGAAACUCAGCGAAUAACGAGACGAGCGAACCUUCUCACAAAAUCAUUUACACAAUCAAAGAUCGAGUCAAAUACUCGAAACCUAAAUGGGACGUGGGUAGAUACGGUAAGUUUACAACGAAUUCAAAAACGGUGGAUGAAGACAGCAGGCGAAAAGAGCCUCGGUAUAAUUAUUCCAAAAGAAAGAAGAAGCUGGACAACGAUUGGCGAAACAAUUCUACGAUAAUGAAUUCGACCGAGAGCACAUUUGGAAUUGAAAAUAUAACUUCGAUACCAACAGAAAGUGGGGAAAGUAGCACGACCGAAGUGUAUCGUGCAGAAGAAUCUGUUAUGCAUCAAAUAAUCUACAGAAACGAUAAAUAUCCAGAGCGAAAAGAGAGCGUCGAUGUUGAAUCUGCGGAGAAUGUCGAGGAUGAAACAGAAAAUACGACAAACACGUAUCAAGUCCGCGAAGACAUUGAGGAGCAUGGUUCCACAACUACGAAGAGAUCGACGAGUUCUUCGAACUCGAAGGAAGUCCUCGACCUACAAAAAUACUUGGCAUCUGAUCCACCAGGAUAUGCAGAAACAUUCUCCGAGGAAGCGACGACGUUAUCGAGCAAAUAUCAUGCAGACAUAAAUCAUGAGUUAGAAGACAACGACAAAAAGGAAGACGAAGAGAUUGAUUAUCCAAAAAAUGUGGCGAAUACAUGGGAUGAUGAUUCCUCCGAGAAAAUUGAAGAGCAAGUCGAAACGCCGAUGAAGAUGGAAUCGUUUGUGCGAGACGACGAUUCAAAGGAACUUUCUUCGAAAGAAGAAGAAGCUUCUGACAAGGAUCAGACAUUUUUCUCGUAUAAGAAACGACCAUCAUCGGCUGAAAAAGAAAAGGAUAACAAAGACUUCGAGAAAGAAUCGUUUUAUCGUCCAUUUCCAUUUUCAAGAUACAAGUCAAAAUUUAAAAAGAAAAGUGAGGAAGAUGAUUCCGAAGAGGAGAGCGAGGAAAGGAAUGAUGAUUACGUGUUUCCUUGGCACGCCGAUAAAGAUAAGAAAGACAGGCGCAAGUGGUUACAGAACUUUGACAGAUACGAAUAUCCUUGGGAAAAGAGAGAGAGACUGGCAAGGGAGCGACGAAGGAAACGGAAACAAGCGGAUAGGCUUAGAGAGUUGAUUUUUGGCGACGAAGACGAAGAAGAAUCUAUGAGAUACGAUAGACCCAUUUAUCCUUGGGAGAGAUACGAUGUUCCCUCCAAGACUCGCGUGAACACGCGUAGACGCGAUAUUUCACGCAAAUAUAUCGACGAUAGCGAAGAAUCUACCACCGAGAGAUUGCCAUUUGCGAAAUUCAGCAGCAAAUAUAGUUCCAGUGACAGAGUAGAACCAUCCCUUAACGCGAAAGAGAUUAGUCGGUCCAUUAAAAAAAUUUUGGAGGAAGAUGAAGAUGAAAAAUUCAAAGAGAAAUCCUUGAAAAAAAGCGUAGACAGCUCUCCUUUACCCGCACGGAAAUCAUUACCAUCCAGAGGAAUGCUCGUACCGGAAGACAUCACGCAGCCGCCAAGAAAAAAAAGUAGACGAAGAAAAAUCUCUCAAGUAGAGAAGAACACAUCGAAUAACUCGUCCUUUGAUUCGAAAAAAUUAAAAAGCCCAGAGAUCAUUAGUAAAGAAGAGGAAGAAAAUUCAAUGAUGGAAUAUCAGAAGCUGAAUAAAAGUAACGUAGGCGACUUAGAGUCAAAGACAUCGAGUCAGUUGUUCAACAGCACAAAAGAACCUUCUUUUGCGACUGAAUCACAUAAGAAAAAUCGACAAAGAAUCUCGAAGAAUAAUUCUACGAUUUCGUUCAAUAACACAUCUGCCGAGCCUAUUUUUGAACCUGUCAAAAAACGACGCAGAAAAUCUCAGGCAUUAAAACAUCAAGCGUCAGUUUCGCCUUCGCCGAGCGUUGACCUUGACACGAGUAAGUCAGUUUUCACACCCGUUCGAAGGAAAUAUUCCAAGGCAGACGAGUCUACAAAGACAAAUACGUCGGAUUCUUUCAAAAAGAGCAAUACGGUUAAAACGAUAGAAACUGACAAUCUCGAAGCUGAAACUUCAACUCCGAAAACGCGAACGGUCGAACAUCGAUCGAAAGUUUCGAAAGAAAAAAUCGUCACGAAGAUCACUUAUCCGAACGAAGCAGAGAGCUUUUAUCCCGCAAACGUGACAUUCGCUCAAAAAGAACCGAAGGAAAAAUUAAAAACCAAAUCGAAACGCAGAAAGAAUAUUAAUAAACGAAAAGAUAAUAAUAAGAAUUCAAAUGAUAAAGAAAAGUUGAUAGAAGAAAAAGCUGAGGAAAGAGAUUAUGGUAUUAAAAUAGUUAAUACAGAUGAGAUCAAAAGUUCGGCAAUACCAGAAAAAUCUUCCGUCAAUAAUAAAGAUUCUGUCAAAAGUUCUGAGAUAAGGAAGGAUGAAGCUGAAAAGAUAAAUGAUUAUAAUAUUUACGAUGGAAUUAAUGAUAAAAACCAUAGUGAUAAUGGUAGCUUUUGGUCGACAGAGGCCUACGCAGUAAGCAAUCUAUUGCAAAAUAUUCCAUUUAAUCGAAUAAGAAAUCAAGCCGAUGAGAAUGAAUCAAGUAGAAUAAAUGAGGAAUGGAAAGAGCAACAUGGCAAUGAGACGGAAAAAGGGGAAAAAGACACGGAAGACAGAUCCUUAUUACCAGCCAAGUUUAUAAAAGAUCCGGAACACAGGCUAUAUUAUUAUGUAGAACGUAAAUAACUACAGCUAAGCAAUUUACAAAAAGACAUUUUUAAUUUUAUUUUAUUAUAAAAUAUAAUAAAUAGUGACAUGUGAAGCUAAUCUUAAAAUAGUUUUAGAUAAUUAUACAAAAUUUAUUUACAUUUAAAACUUAUAAUCAAUUUUAUCUUUUUUUAUUUCAUUCAAUAACAUAUAAGUAAACUUGAUCAGAUUUUUUAAAAAUUAGAAAUUGUCUGAAAUUUAUUUCAAAGCUUUGAUUAUUUAUUAAGAAAACAGAAUUUAUUAUAAAUUUUCGCAAAAGAAUUUUUAUAAAAAAAUAAAAAAUUUUAUUUUAAUAUAUAUAAUAUGUUUAAUUUUUGCAAUAAUUACAUAUACAUUACAUUCACCGCAAAAUAUUUUAAUAACUAUGAUUGUGAUAAAUUCUAUGGUAAAUUUUAAAACUAAUUAAUCACUAUUCUCUAGAGAAAGCGCAUUUUAGAUAUGGAUGAUUAAAUUCAGUUCAGACGAAGGUGUUGUAAUAGUUUUUUCGGAUCAGUAUAUAAUUACAAUGUAUAUAGUACAGAAUACCUUACUUAGUUAUAAACAAACGUUACAGAAGGAUUGCAUAAAUCGUCGUAUAGUUCUUUUGUUGGCAAGACUAAGAAAUCGUGUGAAACAUUGGAGAAAUUAUAUUUUCUGCCAUUUGGGAUAAGAAAAAUUUUCUAUUCGCUCAUUCGAUUCAUAGUGCACCGACAAUUGCCAUUUUUUUUUUAGUCUGAUUGGCGAUACAAUUCAUCCGCUUUCGAAAUAAAACCUUGGAUUUAUCUUGGCGCUGAAAUCAUUCUCACGGAAUUAUUCGAUGAUAUAAGCGUGAAUAUUGCAAUUUUGUUACAAUACUUUGUUUUGUUAAACUGUAAUUGAUUAUAAUACGUAAUAUUCUAUGCAGAAGAGAAAGCAAAUUAUUUAACGGGAUUUAUUUUCUCUUAAUGGCUUGCAAUAAUUGUUCUGUAAAACGACUAACGUAUAAAAUGUGUAAUUUAAUUUAAAAAUACAAUAAUUUAUUUUAUAUAUUCAAAUAUUAUAAUUUAUCUUAAUGAAAAAAUCUUGCAUAAUAUUUUUACUAAUAUCUUAUUAAUAUCUUUUAUUAAAAACUAAUUUUUAAAAGCGCUUUCUCUCGUUACAAACACUUUUAAUCGAAUUGUAUCAGUUAUUUUUAAUUAUAAUUAUUAU
Molecule: messenger RNA, 5240 nt
Organism: Cataglyphis hispanica
Lineage: Eukaryota; Metazoa; Arthropoda; Insecta; Hymenoptera; Formicidae
Product: ankyrin repeat domain-containing protein 11-like
Exons: 2
Coding region: 120-4052 (1310 amino acids)
Source: RefSeq, a predicted model, not a curated record